This is a messenger RNA of Cannabis sativa, 603 nucleotides long. RefSeq lists its product as uncharacterized. The record is from RefSeq and is a predicted model, not a curated record. The transcript has 2 exons. Gene Ontology annotation, molecular function: zinc ion binding. Lineage: Eukaryota; Viridiplantae; Streptophyta; Magnoliopsida; Rosales; Cannabaceae. The coding region runs from base 1 to 603 and encodes 200 amino acids.
AUGACGAGUAACUGGGCUGAGAGCUUCAACAACACAACUAAGGAUGCAAGAGGCUUUCUGAUCACUGCUACUAUAGCAUUCCUGAGGUCCAAAGUCCAACAGUUGUUUGCUACACGAAAAGAAAAAGCUGACAAGUGGACGAAGACCCUAACACUAGAAAUGGAGGAGGACUUGGUUCACCCCGGAGGAAUAGUUGAGACCAGUGGCGUAGUGGACUUGCAGGAACGGACUUGCACUUGCAACUUGUUCCAGUGCAUGAAGUUUCCUUGUCCUCAUGCAUGUGAUGCAGCUCAACAACGAAGUAUUAGCAUGUACGCACUAUGCUUGCCAUAUUACACAACGAAAUAUUGGAGGAGCACAUAUGAAGGUACAAUUAUGCCAGUUGGUGACACGAAUGAUUGGGAAUUGCCUUAUGACAUAAAUAACAUCACAGUUGGAGUGCAUGUUGAGAAGCAGCCAGUAGGGCGACCCAAGAAGCAAAAGGUUGGAAGAAUUAAGUCAAAUCGAACUGCUUGUAAUGGUGAAAGGAUUAUCAUACCACGAAAUUGUGGCAAGUGCGGUGCCAAGGGGCACAACAGAAGCACUUGCACCUACCGAGGCUAA